Molecule: messenger RNA, 321 nt
Organism: Onychomys torridus (southern grasshopper mouse)
Lineage: Eukaryota; Metazoa; Chordata; Mammalia; Rodentia; Cricetidae
Product: non-histone chromosomal protein HMG-14-like
Exons: 4
Coding region: 1-321 (106 amino acids)
Biological process (GO): chromatin organization
Cellular component (GO): nucleus; chromatin
Molecular function (GO): nucleosomal DNA binding
Source: RefSeq, a predicted model, not a curated record
AUGUCAGAAUCACCAAGCCAAAAUAAUUUGACCAUCAAGGUUAGCGCGGAUGGAGCGGCGAAGGCGGCAGAGCCUAAGCGACGCUCCGCGAAGCUGUUGGCCAAGUCCGACCCUGCCAAGGUGGACGCGAAGCCGAAGAAGGCCGCGGUUAAGGAUAAGUCAUCAGACAAAAAAGUGCAAAGCAAAGGGAAGAGGGGAGCAAAGGGCAAACAGGCUGAGGUGGCGGACCAGCAAACCACAGAUGUGCCUGCAGAAAACGGAGAGACUGAGAACCAGAGUCUAGCCUCUGCAGUAGAAGAGAAAGAAGCCAAGUCUGACUAA